This is a messenger RNA of Trichoderma citrinoviride, 1107 nucleotides long. RefSeq lists its product as hypothetical. The record is from RefSeq and is a predicted model, not a curated record. The transcript has a single exon. NCBI's taxonomy places the organism in Eukaryota, Fungi, Ascomycota, Sordariomycetes, Hypocreales, Hypocreaceae. Bases 1 to 1107 code for a protein of 368 amino acids.
AUGAAGUCUUUUCUUCUUGCUGCCACGGCCGCCACGGCUGUUUCCGCCACCAGUCUUCUUGAGCUGGGCCUCAACGUCGACCUGACCAAGACCAUCGACCUUGGUGCCGACCUCAAGAUCCACCUGCCCCAGGGCAUCGACCUGCCGGCCGCCGCGGCGGAGAAGCCCACGGGCAACCCUCCUCCCGGCCACGUGAACGUCUGGCACCCGGCCCAUCACGGCGUUGUGAUUGACCAGUGCGACGACGAGGACAACGAUGGCUGGCACUUUGUCCACCCUUGCGGCGACAGCUGCAAGCCGGAGCAGCCCUCGCAGGUCUGGACCACCAGCACGGUCAGCGUCACCUCGAUGCACACCGUCAUCAGCUGCGCUCCCACCGUGACCAACUGCCCGGCCAACGGCAAGCACACCACCACCGUCGUCAUCCCCGAGACCACCACCAUCUGCCCCGUGGAGGCUGCCAAGACCAAGACGGCCGACCAGACGCCGGCCCCGUCCUCUGCCGGCUCCCCCUCGCCUGCCUCGUCGCCUGCCAACGCCUCUCCUGUCCCGACCAACACCGGCGUCGUCACCCUGAGCACCCAGACUCUCCCGGCUACCGGUCCCGCUGGUGCCCCCUCCAGCGCCCCCUCCGGCGUUGCCUCUGGCGUUCCUUCGGGUGCUCCCUCGGGCUACCCGGUCCCUGGCAGCUCGGCUCCCGCCCUCACUGCUCCCCCCGCUGUCCCUAGCGGUCCCGCCUCGGCUCCUGCUGGCUCUUCCGUCCCGGCUUACCCCGUGCCCGGCAACAGCUCUGCCCCGGCCUACCCCACCUCCGCCUACUCUCCUCCCGCUCAGUCUUCGCCCGCCGGCUGCGUUGGCGACGAGUGCUCUCCCUCUGCUCCCUCUGCUCCCGCCUACAGCGCCCCUGCUGCUCCUCCUGCCCCGGCCAGCCCUGCUGGAGGCUGCAGCGGCGCUUACUGCCCUCCUCCUCCUGCCGGCACUGCUCCCAGCGCCGCUCCUCUCCCUACCGGCAACAGCACCGUUCCCCUGCCCAACGGCGCCGUCAGCCGCACCCAGGGCGCUGGCAUGGCUCUCUUCGCCGGUGCCGUUGCCGCCCUGUUCCUGUAA